Messenger RNA from Penicillium longicatenatum, 276 nucleotides. RefSeq lists its product as uncharacterized. NCBI's taxonomy places the organism in Eukaryota, Fungi, Ascomycota, Eurotiomycetes, Eurotiales, Aspergillaceae. The record is from RefSeq and is a predicted model, not a curated record. Bases 1 to 276 code for a protein of 91 amino acids. The transcript has a single exon.
AUGUUGUCACUGGCGGAGUUUAUGAGCAAUGUUCUGCUCUCCGCAUUCGCAUCAAGUCCGAGAACGAUCCGCUGGUGGUCCUCUGCACCGGACUUUGGCCGGGUGGGCUUGGUCCGGGGUGGAUCGCCAGGACGAAUGGGCUUCGCCAGCCACCUAAGGGUCCUCAGAAGCUUGGAUCUCGUCAUCUUUCUUGUUCAGGCACUUUCUGCUGGUCCCGGAGCAGAGGCCGAUGUGUUGGACACAUUGCAUAACGUCAUGUUUGGCUACUGUGCGUGA